GCGCUGGUUGCACGAAGUACAGAAGAUCUUGCCAUACACGCUCGAUCCAUCUGCCUGCUGCCGCCCCAGCGCGUGCACGAGCGCAUCGCCACCCUCCCGACUCCGAUCACUAAUACGCUGGGAUGAAGCCAUCCUUCAGCGCCUCCGCUGCGAUCGCGGCAACUUUCGCCCUCAGCGUCAGCGCAGCGAACAGCAUUCCGACUUGCGGACCGAAUCAGCUAUGCCCUUCCAGCUCGCCAUGUUGCUCCCAGUACGGCCAAUGCGGUGUCGGCGCAUACUGCCUGGGCGGCUGCGACCCUCGCUACUCCUACGACCUACAGUCCUGUGUGGCAGCGCCGACAUGCAAGAGUGGUGACUUCGAGCUUAACUCACUUGACGAUGUAAAGCCGAACACACAAUACCUUGGCGACUCGAGCACUGCCAACUGGGUCUCGUCUGGCACGCCAGUCGUGUACAACAAUGAGAGCGUACUGUUGACGAUGGCGCCGAACACGGUUGGCACAUUGUUGAUGAGCACACAUUAUGUGUGGUAUGGAGAGGUCAGCGCGACAUUCACGACGAGCCAAGGUGCUGGCGUGGUCACUGCAUUCAUUAUGAUGAGCGACGUGCAUGACGAGAUUGAUUUCGAGUUCGUCGGUGUGGAUAUGACGCAUGCACAGAGCAACUACUACUUCCAAGGCAUCACGGAUUACAAUAAUGGAGCGAACUUGUCCGUCUCCGACACGAGGCAGAACACGCAUACGUACACGUUCAACUGGCAGCCGGACUCGCUUACUUGGGCCAUCGACGGCAAUGUCAUGCGCACAUUGAACCGCAACCAAACGUACAACAGCACCACGCAGCAAUACCACUACCCGCAAUCACCCUCACGUAUUAUGUUAUCGCUAUGGCCAGCCGGCCUGGCGUCGAACGGCCAAGGCACGGUUGACUGGUCCGGCGGUCUGGUGAACUGGGACAGCCAGUACAUGCAAAACGGCUACUAUUACGCGGUGUUCAGCGAUGUAAAGGUGAACUGCUACAACCCACCAAGCGGUUUCAGCAACAACCACGGCAGUGCGGCGUAUUACUACACUAGCGGCUACGGGACCAAUGAUACUGUCGCUACUGGCAAUAACAACACAAAGCUUGCUUCUUUUCAAGCAACCGGCGACAACCCAAAUUAUGACCCGAAUGCCUCGGCCUCCGCCAGCGCGAGCAAAACGUCUGCCUCUGCCACCAUGUCCGCCACACCGGAGACCGUACCAGGAAUUUCUGGCGGCGGCGCGCAAGGCAAUGCUGGCGCUGAAGACGGGUCAUCCGGCUCGUCCGGAUCGUCCGGCUCGUCUGGCUCGUCUGUAAGCUCUGCGGGCGCCAGCCAAAGCACUGGCAGCUCGGGGGGCUUCUCGCAGGGUGGCGGAAGCACAGGUACGAGUCAGGCGCCGAAAGUGGUGGCUGGCAGUGCUGUGGCGUUGCUCGGCUUCUUUGUCGCGUGUCUGUUGCUAUGAGCAGGAAAAUGUAAUGUGUAAUGCGGAUUUUGGGAGGCAUCUAGUGCAUAGCGGGUGCUGUUCGGUUCGGCGUCAGGGGCGGGUGUCAAAAUGGAAGUGGGCGGCGCUGCAUGAUCUCGGCAUGUGCUUUGUGUCAAUAGUUAAUGUAAGGGCAGAAGUAGCACGUCUUCUUGCUCAACUCGCUGUUUACGCAAUAAUUCGGUGCCUUAGGCUCUCCAGUUCGCUCACGCCAAGAUUUGCGGCCACACUUCCGCUUUUCGAUGCACAUUCGCGACAGUGAGCAUACGAACUUGCGUAUAGCGGCCAAACAAAACACCACCCCUUGUAUCCAUCAACAACUUCAACCACCAUGGAGAACGAACGCGGUGACCUCGUCGACCU
Messenger RNA from Baudoinia panamericana UAMH 10762, 1865 nucleotides. Its product is annotated as glycoside hydrolase family 16 protein. The record is from RefSeq and is a predicted model, not a curated record. Gene Ontology annotation, molecular function: glycosyltransferase activity; hydrolase activity, hydrolyzing O-glycosyl compounds; chitin binding. Gene Ontology annotation, biological process: fungal-type cell wall organization; carbohydrate metabolic process. The transcript is spliced from 2 exons. The coding region runs from base 123 to 1484 and encodes 453 amino acids. Gene Ontology annotation, cellular component: fungal-type cell wall. NCBI's taxonomy places the organism in Eukaryota, Fungi, Ascomycota, Dothideomycetes, Mycosphaerellales, Teratosphaeriaceae.